AUGGAUGCCUUGAGGGAGAUUCCAGGUUAUGCGAAGAUGAUGAAAGGCCUAAUGUCACGGAAGUUUGAUUUUCAGGACCUAUCCACAGUGGCUUUGACGCAGACCUGCAGCACAGUAGUGACCAAACUGAUGACUCAAAAGAUGUCAGACCCAGGUAGCUUCACUAUUCCAUGCACGAUUGGGAGUUAUGCCUUUGCAAAGGCAUUAUGUGAUUUGGGAGCCAACAUAAAUUUGAUGCCUCUGGCUCUGGCUGACCGCACGAUAAAAAGGCCUACUGGGAUUCUUGAUGAUGUGUUGGUGCAAGUGGAGAAGUUCGUGUUCCCUGCAGACUUUGUUAUUCUGGACUAUCAGGUAGAUGAGGAGAUACCUAUCAUUUUAGGUAGGCCAUUUUUGGCCACUGGGAGAGCACUGAUCGAUUGUGAAACUGGGAAUUAA
Molecule: messenger RNA, 435 nt
Organism: Nicotiana tabacum (common tobacco)
Lineage: Eukaryota; Viridiplantae; Streptophyta; Magnoliopsida; Solanales; Solanaceae
Source: RefSeq, a predicted model, not a curated record